GGUGAAUUCAAAAGUGGUUGCGACGGGUGCGAUGCCGCGCUUUGCCGUCCUCAGCGACAGCCCGCAGUUCGACCAGCCGAAGGCAAUCAAGCGGGCAUGUCAGUCCCCAGUAUCUUCAGACGAUGAGUUCGACUUUGAGCCACGCAAGCGAUCCAAAGGUUCCCAGAGCAAGUCGCGGGUGGUCAAGAAGGUUUCUGGGGACAAGGUCUCGAAAUCGACAAGCAAUCGAGCGUCCUCGACCGCGGGACCAAAGUCUAAACGGACAGCGGUAGCUCAACUAGCGUCACCGAAGUUUGUGUGGUAUCUCCUGAACUGUCUCAAGGACAGCGUACAGUCCAAGAUGAGCUUCGAGUACGGAUUUGGCCUCGGUAGCAUCGUCCCGCUCCCAUCGGCUUCGGAAUGGACCAACGAACAAGUUGCGCAAUUCAGCCAGUGGCUGGAAACCUUGGGUUUUGUGUCGCGGCCAACAGUCAACGCCACUGUAUACCGCAUUGCCAACAAGGAUGCAUUGGCCAUCGUCCAGCGCUACUCUGGCCAAGUCUCGACCACCCCUUCCAACACCCAAGCCAUGCUAUCUCAAAUGCAAGCACCCCCCGAGGAUGAUAAUUUGGCAAUUGUCACGGCCAAGAAAUCGCCCAAGCAGGAACGAAAAGCCUUCGAAAACUACACGCGAGGGGUCUCAUCUUCCACCGCGGCGCCAAGGCAACGCCGCCCAGCCGCCCGUCGACCUCCGCCGUUGUCCUUGAUGUGGGGUUCUCCCAUCCAAGCCGUCGGUGAUUCUUCAAUGUUCCGUCCAAGCCACUCUACAUUCAACCCACGAUUAUCACUUGACUCGAUGGAUUCGAAUCCGCCUGGUGUACGGUCAGCCCGUCGCCUCAGCAUCUGCUCGAUCGCUGAGGAGCCAUCGCAAAGCAGCAGCGCCAGCCCUGACAAGCAAUCCACCGUCAUCGAAAUCGACGAGGAUGUCAGCGGUGCCCCCUCGCACCUCGAUCAAAGCAAUGAAUCGCUGGAUUUCGACGCGAUCGAAGACGCCAGCACCCCCUUCUCGAGCGCCGUGAAGCGGUUGAGUUUCGGUGGAAUCUUGACCAAGUCAUCGAGGCUCAGCCUCGACACGUCUAUUCCGGAAGAAAGCAGCAUGGAUCUGCUCAACGUGUCGCGGGAAAACGUCGUCGUGCAGUCGAAAAAGACCCGCAACCACCUCCGACGUCUGUCCCGUCUCGAUGUCGUCCGGUCAUCCGAUCGCCGACUUUCACUGUUCGUUCCCAAGACAAACGUCCAGCUCGCGCCGUCGCCCUUGGACAAAGCGAACGACGCUGUUCGAGGGCAAACUGUGCACCGCGCCAGCCGCUCGAAACCAACCAUGCCGAGUGCCGUGGCGUCUCUGGUGCUGGCGUCGCAAUUUGUCGAGAUGACCCCCCUCGUCGGUGUGGUGUGCAAAACGUGGCGCAGAAUUCACAACGAGAUCUGGGCCUGGCAUCAAGCCGAUUAUCACUUGCAACCCGUGGAUGCAAUGGCGGCAACCCUGUACAACGCGUUUCCAUGGGGCCAAUAUUUGUCCGAUGGCGCGUACAAGCAAGUGUUCAAGGUGUAUUCCGUGCCCGACGAGCGGUACGAGGCCGUGAGUGUCAUGGAUGUGCGGUACAUCGAGUCCACCGGCAAUGAGCACAUUGUGCGCCAAGAAAUUGCCCACUCGUUGUUGUUUACGAAAUUGGCCGACACGCAUCCCAACUUUUUGCGAAUUUAUUCCAUGUUCCUCUCAACUUCAAUGCCGGACGAGUCGAAAUGGGGAUCGCCGUCGACGCCGACGCCACAAGGACUUGCAUUUGGAGCGCUCUCGCACGGGUCGACUUCGACGGGAAAACCAUCCACGAACAAAGACAUGACAUCCUUGAAGCGAGGCUUGUACCAGUAUAUUCGCAUGGAGCUCUGCGAUGGCGGCAACGUGGAGGACUACAUACGCCUGGAUGGCACGAGCAACCUGAUCCAUGGGUGGUCCAGCUUGUUUUUUCAAAUGGUGUUUGCACUCUACGCCGGACGCGAACAGCACCAACUCCGCCAUUAUGACAUCAAGCUGCUUAACUUUUUUCUGCAAUCAACGUCUGCUGAGGGCACCACGAUGACUUAUGCAUUCGAAGAAAAAGUGUUCGAGUUGACGUCGCCGUACUGGGUCAAGCUGGCCGAUUAUGGCACGGCCGAUACGUCGACACUGACGUUGGGACUCCCCAUCGGUGUCGAGCAUUUUACCACGUUGGAAAACACCCCGAUCGAUUUCUUUUUGGUCGGCGACACCGCCAUGCAAGGCUAUGCUGCCGACACGUUCGCGUUGGGGCUCUCUCUGCUGCACCUGCUGUCGGGACGGUACACAUCGCACGACGCUCGGAGGAGGAUUUGAUCUGGAAUCUCUUGACCUCAUGUCGCUGGACUGUGUGUAGUGCGCCGUAUGAAGAGUUGCUCGAAGAUGUCGUCUGUCCGAUGGAGCUAAAGCGUUCGUUGGUCGCGAUGUGGAAGAAAAAGCACUACCGCGGCGCCAAGAAGGAAUCGUUUGCGGUGCUGCGGCAGCAAUUGGCCACCAGCAAGGACAAUACGACUGUUUUGUGCGACACUUUGUACCGCUUCCUCGUGCUAUUUGGCGUGACGCAGUUGGACGCUGCGACGUCGAGCAUCAGUGCGUUUUUGCUGCAGCUCCUGGCGCCGUCCUCCAAGAAACGCCACCCGUCGCCGGUCCAGCGCCAGUAUGAACUGGACGCGAGCAUGUAUUCGGUGGCCACGGGAAGCUUUGGUCCGAUUGCCCUCGUACGUCGACGCCUCGAAGCAAUACCCGGUGCCAUGGACGUAUUUCGGCGACUCGUGCACUUUGACCCGGCCCAGCGACCCACGUUGUACUGGGUGCUCCAUAGCCCCCUCUUUGACGCACUCCAGUUGGACAAUCCCGAUCAAGCCGUCCUCACGGUCGCCACGUACGCUCGCCCACGCGGCGACCGAUUGCCUGAUAUUUAAGUGUUUGGAAAAUGUAAAGGCCAACAUGUGGUUGAUUCCGGUCGAAGCGGUUGCGCCAUCUCUAGCGUUCAAAUCGCUAUCGAAUGUUUGGUCCCGACAAGGGAACGGCAACGUCGCAGGGGGUCUCCGUCGAGAACGGCUCAUGCCUGACGUAUGUCGGAGCUUCGUGGAUGCCGUUGGAGAAGCAGCCGCAGCAGUCCACAUUUGGUUCGGUCGAGGCUGGAGCGGCUGGUGGCCCCCG
Aphanomyces invadans is the source of this 3238-nucleotide messenger RNA. Its product is annotated as serine/threonine protein kinase, variant. Bases 32 to 2392 code for a protein of 786 amino acids. The transcript has 11 exons. Gene Ontology annotation, molecular function: protein serine/threonine kinase activity; ATP binding. Gene Ontology annotation, biological process: protein phosphorylation. Gene Ontology annotation, cellular component: cytoplasm. The record is from RefSeq and is a predicted model, not a curated record. NCBI's taxonomy places the organism in Eukaryota, Oomycota, Saprolegniomycetes, Saprolegniales, Verrucalvaceae.